Messenger RNA from Gymnodraco acuticeps, 4807 nucleotides. RefSeq names its product TBC1 domain family, member 22a (gene tbc1d22a). The coding region runs from base 182 to 1900 and encodes 572 amino acids. The record is from RefSeq and is a predicted model, not a curated record. Gene Ontology annotation, molecular function: GTPase activator activity. Gene Ontology annotation, biological process: activation of GTPase activity. NCBI's taxonomy places the organism in Eukaryota, Metazoa, Chordata, Actinopteri, Perciformes, Bathydraconidae. The transcript is spliced from 15 exons.
GGAGGAAGUGUCGGUCCAGCCAAUCGCAGCAGCGCUUGUUUGCCGAUUAGGCACUAUCAACAUGGCAGCUUUCUGAGUUUUGGAGGAGGGUACCUGGUGUAAAUAAACUAAUUGCACGUCUUAGAGAUAACGACAGCGUUCGUGUGUUUGUGCCUAGGACUGGUUGGGCAAUAGAGGGAAAAUGUCGACUGACGCAAAUAAAAAACAGUUCUGGAAAAGAAACGCAGCGAAGGUUCCUGGCAGCAUUCAACAUGUGUAUGGUGCGCAACACCCACCUUUCGACCCGCUCCUUCAUGCUAACCUGAUUAAAGCUGGCAACAAGCCCCCUCCGGCCACGCCAGGCAAACCCAAGAAGGCUACCACGUUCCAGGAGUUUGAGAGCAUCACAAGCGACGCCUGGGAUGUCGGGGAUGAUGAUGACGAGUUGCUGGCCAUGGCUGCACAGAACCUUAAUAUUGAGGUUGUCAUGGAGACAGCCAAUAAGGUCAUCGAGAAUCACAGCAAACAGCAAGAAAGACAGAGGCAGGAUGACGAGACAGAGCUAGAACAAAGAGAAGAGGACCCACAGGAGGAUGUGGCAGAGGACGAGGAGGAGGACGAAGAAGAGGAGGAGGACAGCCGGGUGGGGGAAGGAGACGUGACCAGCCCAGAGGUCUCGUUUGCCUCCCAGAGCAGCCCUUACACUGAUGGCCGCCUUGUAAAGUCCCAAAGCGAAGCUCCAAUUGGGUCACCUAAAGAUGCAGCAGGUGAGCAUGCAUCACUCCACAGACAGCGGUCUCUGCCCCACCGGCCACCCACCAUCCCACUGGUGGCUCGCAUAGCUGACCAGAACACAUCCGGCACCCCGAUCAUGACCGAGAGGGAAGCGUCCCGUCUGGAUAAGUUCAAACAGUUGCUGGCGGGGCCAAACACAGAUCUGGAGGAGCUACGGAAACUCAGCUGGUCUGGAAUCCCACGACAAGUCCGACCGAUAACGUGGAAGCUCCUUUCGGGUUACCUACCAGCCAACGCAGAAAGAAGAGAGAGCGUCCUACAGAGAAAGAGACAAGAAUAUUUCGGCUUCAUCCAGCAAUACUACGACUCUCGCAAUGACGAACACCAUCAGGACACGUACAGACAGAUCCAAAUAGACAUUCCUAGGAUGAGUCCUGAGUCUUUGGUGCUGCAGCCAAAGGUGACAGAGAUUCACAUUGACAUACCGAGAACUAAUCCCCUUAUUCCUCUCUUUCAACAAGCUUCUGUCCAAGAGAUUUUUGAGCGGAUACUUUUCAUCUGGGCCAUCCGCCAUCCAGCCAGUGGCUACGUGCAAGGCAUCAACGACCUGGUCACACCGUUCUUCGUCGUCUACGUGUUUGAGUACAUCGAGGAGGAAGUGGAAAACUUUGACGUGUCCAGUCUCCAGGAAGAGGCUCUGAGGAACAUCGAGGCUGACAGCUUCUGGUGCAUGAGCAAACUGCUGGACGGCAUCCAGGACAACUAUACAUUUGCCCAGCCAGGCAUCCAGAGGAAAGUCAAGGCCUUGGAGGAACUGGUCAGCAGGAUUGAUGAGUCCGUGCACCGCCACAUGCAGCAGUACGAGGUGGAGUACCUGCAGUUCGCCUUCCGUUGGAUGAACAACCUCCUGAUGAGGGAGCUGCCACUGCGCUGCACAAUCAGACUGUGGGACACAUACCAGGCUGAACCAGAGGGCUUCUCCCAUUUCCACCUCUACGUGUGCGCAGCCUUCCUGGUGAGGUGGAGGAAAGAAAUUCUAGAGGAGAGGGACUUUCAGGGUCAGAUGAUCCUCCUGCAGAACCUUCCCACAAUGCACUGGGGCAACGAGGAAGUGAGCGUGCUGCUGGCCGAAGCCUACAGGUUGAAGUUCGCCUUUGCCGACGCGCCCAACCACUACAAGAGAUGAUAGGCGUGACUCUCUGCAGCUCCUCCUCUUCCUCCUCCUCAUUCUGAACUUCGAGGCCUCUGUUCCUGCGGGGACAGACCUCCCUCUUUCUUAACCUCUUUUCCCUUAUUCAGCCUUUCAGCUACUAAGAGAUUUGAAUCAACCAAUGACUGGCACGACGUGUGGCGUAGCAUUUUAACGCGUUGAUGUGGAGCCCUUUUUUUAAAUGAUUUUUCUCUGAUCAGCUCUGAACAAACUGAGGACUUUUUGUCGGAGUUUGGCGAUGCAGGACGCUGAGGUGAUGCUCAGCAGCCGGGGGUCCAGUCUCGCUCAGAAAACAAAUAUUUUCUGCAAAAAAAACAAAUCCCAUACCAAGGCAAUACAUAGUUUUGCUACCCGAGGCCAAAAUGUGACUCUUUUUUUUUCAGUUUGCAGGGACAGAGAAAGAUGGCAAAAGGACGCCGUGCUACAUGGUUUAUUUAUCUGAGCCUGCUGUCCUGGUCAACCUGAAGGAACACGACCUCUCCUGUUUUUCUUAUUUUCUUCUCCCGCCGGCGUGACGGGAUGUUCACCUUCAUGACAAAACAAACACUAGGACAGAGAUCUGUGAGGGGAAACAUGCCUCCUUCCUUCUAAAAUAACAAACACAACUCAUUCCCACUUUAUCUCGUCCUCCCACCCCUCUGCAGCAUCACACUGUCGACAUAACAGAAGCCAUUUAGAGAGAGAAAGCUACUUAUUCCUUAUCUAUUAUCUACCCCCCCCCCCCCCCCCUCUCUGAACCCAGCUCUACCUCACACAUAUUCCACCUAUGUGCCUGCUAAAUUGAGAACACACAUCAUUAUGGGGUUAAAAAUAACGAUUUGCAGUUCAAUUUGAAAGGAAAUCAUCCUCAAAAAAAGGCCUUUUCGCAGCGUUGGUCUUGAAGUAAAGCCUUAAUUAGGAGACAUAUUUCUUUGUUUACACCUCAGUCCUCUCCUUCUGCCUUUGCAAAGAAACUUAAUGUGCACCAGUUACUGAAAAACUCAAAAUAAAGCAGACACUUUGAUUACAAACACUCCAAAAAGUACAACUUUAAUUCAAGUUAUUGAGCACCAGUAUCGAGUUAUUCCUAUACAUAUGUCAUCCACACUUGUCACUUUAUUUUAUUUCCGAUAAAGAUAUGCGAGCGGCAGGUGCACGGACUGUUUUUAAGGAAGUCUUGCAUAUUUGAGAAAGCGAUUACACAUGUUUGAUCUAUAUUGGUUCUCCUAAUUGAAGAGGCCCCUAUGAUGGUUUUUCAAAAACAAUAACGGCACCUCUUUUUCCCCAACUGGUCUUAAUAAUAGUGAUUUAAACACAAAUAGAAUUGAGCAAAAAUAAUGGCUUUAAAAUGUCAACCAGACAAACGGGACAGGCUUAACAGAUAAGAAUGAAUAAACUCACCUUAAUGUGAAAUAAUGAAAGCAAAUUGCUCAAAAUAAAGCGAGCUGCACAUAAAAGCAGCAGAGGCGUUAAAAUUAUACCUUAUUAAUUAUUGUGUCUUAUCACAACAACACCCUCUGCUUUCCCCUGAGCAUCAUGGGAUGUCUUACCCAAAGCCAGCAGCACCAUAUUGGUGUUAAUGUAGGGGGUGGGGGGGGAAAUCAGACAUUCAUGACAUAACGCUGAGCUGUUAACGUCUGAAGCCUCCCGUCAUGACACCGCCAGGACCCAUUAUUGUGUCACACACACACACACACACACACACACACACACACACACACACACACACACACACACAACCUGCCUGACUGUGCGCGUGGGUGUGUGAAGCGGAGAUGGAAGGAGAGCGGGACGGGGUGGUGUUUCUUUUGGAAGUUUCAGCGCUUUUUCCUUUUUUUUUACCGUGAGAGCUGUCAGUCUUUGAUCACACUUUUUUUUUUACACACCUCAUCUCCCAUGCUCUCUGACAAAGGAAAACUCUUCUCUGCCUCUCUCUCUGUUUAUGAGAUUUAUUCUUUCAACCAGCGUUUUAAAGAUUUUCCAUUUUUUAUUUUUUUAUGCUGUUUACAUGACGAGCCUAUUAAGUUGUGCCUGACUCCGGAGAGUUUCUGACCUUACAUGACACAUUUUAGAUUUCUGGAAGCAAUAGUAUGACACUUGCUGUGAAAGGACGGAACAUGUCUUUUUUCAACAUGAACUGUUUAAUAAAACGUUGGGCAUUUGAAUAGGUCACCAUCUCCUUCCCCUGGACAGCGAUUGUUACUAAAGUACCUGUCAAGCUUUGGAUUUCACCUCCUGCUGUAGUAAGUUAAUUUUUUUUUAGCCUUUCCGAUACCAAAAACACAAGAAGUCAUGUCUAAAAAAAACUACAGUACAGUAGUAACCUAGAGUUACUUUCACUAGCUAACUACAUUAGUUUGUGCGAUUACAGGUUAUGUAUAUUUAUGCCUGAGGCAGCAAAUAAUGUAUGAGGUUGACGUGUGUGUGCGUCAUGGAGAAAAGAGAACACCCCUUCCCCUUCAAAUCAUAGUUUUGCUAUUUUUGCUGUAAUACAUAUGCAGUAAUUCCCCUUUAAACAGAAGCAGUUGACUACUUGAGAUGCUUUAACAAACACAUUCACAAGCUUCAAAUCAAACAUCUCAAUGGUGAUGAAGGCCUAUUGGUUCUGGCUGGAGCCCGUUAUCUGUUAUCCAACACACUUUGGAGCGUCUUCAUGAGGGUGUCCUGAAGUAACAGCUUUUGUUCCUCUUUUCGCGCUCACAUGAAAAUACUAUGUUUAUGAAACUGAAAGAAAAAAAAUGUCCUCCAUCCAUGUCUUUUGCCUCUUGAGUACUCGGAAGAAUCUAAUAAUACUAGAGCGUGUGGGUGACAGGAGUCCUGGUUCUGGAAUUUAAAAAUGUGUACAGAGAUGAUUUUGAAUCUGUAAAUAGAAAGUGUAAAUAAAUCCUAUAUAUGACAAAACUG